AUGGCUUUCAUUUUCACGACCUUAUUGCAAGUUUUGGUGGAAGAAGUCGUUGAAGUUGCAGUUGUAGCAACAGCUGUGGCAGCUACAACAGUUGUUGCAUUUAAAGCAAUAGAAAUCGGAGGAAGAACUAUUAAUUAUCUUGUUGAUGAAUUUGCUACUCUCUCCGUUCCUACUUCUAAUUCCACCAAUACCUCUACUUACCUAGGAGAACGAACUAUUCACGAAUGGUGGCUUGAUGGUAUUACUAGUGAAGAAAGACAACUUCUUCUUAAAAAGGGAUAUAGUGAUAAAACUGGUUGUUUCACUUUGGAUAAUUUGAAAAAUAUAAUCUGCUACGCCAAAGCACCAGGCAAACCAACUGAAAAAAACGGCUAUGAGAAACCUAAAAACUGGGAUGGCAAGUUGAAAAAAGCUCCAAAAAGUAAUCGUAAAGGAUAUCCAGAUAGAAAAGGAAGCGUUUGGGUUCCUACAGGAGAAAAUUCAGACAAUCCUAAUUCUCACGGCGGACCUCAUUGGGAUGUGGAACACCCAGAUGGAAGUUAUGACAAUGUUUACCCAGAUGGAAAAGUUAGACCAGGGAAGAGAUGA
Messenger RNA from Funneliformis mosseae, 588 nucleotides. The record is from the annotation of a GenBank genome assembly. Lineage: Eukaryota; Fungi; Glomeromycota; Glomeromycetes; Glomerales; Glomeraceae.